Molecule: messenger RNA, 549 nt
Organism: Oppiella nova
Lineage: Eukaryota; Metazoa; Arthropoda; Arachnida; Sarcoptiformes; Oppiidae
Source: the annotation of a GenBank genome assembly
CACCGGUCAUUUGUUGUAUCAGUAAUACCAGGAUCAGUUUAAUUGUUUUGACAAAUAGUGUCCAAAAUGAGUGCAAUUAUACCGAAAGUCACUAAACUAAGUCCACUCAUUACCCGUGUCUUGGGCUGUAAUCCCGGUCUUAUGACACUUCAGGGAACCAACACUUAUCUGGUGGGAAGGGGUCGAAAGCGUCUACUCAUAGACACCGGCGAACCCAAUAUUCCUCAAUAUGUGGCGAAUCUCAAGACAGUCAUCGAUGACAAUGACAUCCAAUUGUCUCAAAUAGUGAUCACUCACUGGCAUCACGACCACAUCGGAGGUGUGGCGGACGUACUCAACACACUUCGCCUCUCAGACACUGAGUGCAAAAUAUAUAAGAUUUGUAGCGAAGAACACGACAAACAGUACUCUUCGGCCUUCAAAAUGAAUUACUUGAGUGACGGACAGAAGUUGUCUGCGGAUGGGGUGACCCUUCGAGUGGUGGCCACUCCCGGACACACCACUGACCACUUGGUGCUCGUGUUAGAGGAGGAGAACGCCCUCUUCAGC